Molecule: messenger RNA, 2058 nt
Organism: Cylindrotheca closterium
Lineage: Eukaryota; Bacillariophyta; Bacillariophyceae; Bacillariales; Bacillariaceae
Source: the annotation of a GenBank genome assembly
AUGCUACUCGAAGUGAUCCAUGAGCCGUACCGCCAAGUUGGAACGAGUCUACUCGUGGAAGACUCGCGUGGAGGUGUCAUUAUGCUCUCUCUGUACAACUACGUUGGUCCAGAUGAAGAUCCCAACGAGCUGUUUCAAGUAGGGACGGAAUUUGCCUUAGUGGCUCCCUACUUGAAGAAUGCCCAAGAUGACAGGUCCAAUUCUCUUAUGCUACGCUGUGAUAAUCCACAAUGCGUUGUUAUGUACGAUGAUGAUAGGUUCAUCUGGAGGGGUUCGUCAAUCCGACUGCAGAAGAGCAAUCCGUGGGAAAUCCGACAAAAGGGAAAUGAAGCAUUCAAGAUCGGCAAUCUCGAACUUGCUAGCAAAUGCUACUCCUUGGGAUUGAAACAUCCCGAUAUCGAAGUGUUUGAGUCAGACAAGAUUGCCUGUUUCGGGAACUUGGCGGAAGUCAAUCUUCGCUUGGGGCGCUGGCAAGAGGCGAUGGAAGAUGCCAACAAAGUACUGGCACUUGAAGCCGAUCAUGCCAAAGCACGAUUUCGCUUAGCUAAGGCGAUGUCACGCCUAGGAGAAGCUUCGAAGGCACUUGCCAUAGCUCGAGAACUGCUGAAGGAAGGAUCUCAAGAUCGAUCUGGCAUUCAGAAAUUCAUUCACGAAUGCGAAAUUAUUGCCAAGGAAGAAGUCGGAGAGUACAACUACAACGCUCUGUUGAAGGAAGCCAGACUGAAACCGCCAAAUGGGAAACUUGGUUUCCAUGGAAGUUUUGUUUCCCCCAAGAUUGCAGUUGGAGUUUCGAUUCCGCUUGCCUCGGGUGCUUCUUACCGAGGCUGCAAGGCAAUAAUGGAUCUGAAGGAGGGCGAGCUCAUCAUGUCGUCAAAAGCGUUUGCCUUCAGCCCCAAGGUUGAAUGUUUGUCGUUCGAAGCCAAUGUCUAUGAAAAAUCUUUGGAGGACGAACGUGGGAUGCAGCUGUUUUCAGAAAUUGUUCGGAAACUAUGGAAAUCGCCAUCGUUGGGCACGCAGUUCUACUUACUAAGCAGUGGCGUUGCGUCCAACAAUCAAGGAGUGGAAGACAUUACCAAGAUCGACCUUCCCAAGAUCCGAAACAUUAUCCGUAGCAAUGCCUUUUCGGAACACCCGCUGGAUGAGCAGAUCAGAGCCUCGUGGAAAAAGACUUUUGGGGGACACGCGACUACAUUGGACCAUUCGUUCCAGAACGAAACUCCAGCAUCUGGCUUGUGGACCAAGGAAUCAAUGCUGAACCAUUCUUGCAUACCAAAUUGUUCAUGGUCCCACACAUGUGAUCAGAUCUUCAUCCGCACGACGAAACCAAUUCAGAUGGGCGACGAACUGUGCAUUGCAUAUUCUUCCUGUCACAAUUCACAUGAAGAGCGAAUGGAAACAUUUCGAAACUGGACAAAGCAAGGUGUGGGUUUCGCAUGCCUCUGUGACUACUGUAACUUUCUUCAAAAGCGCGAUGACUUGAGGAAGCUUGCCCAUGAAGUAGACAACGCAUACGAAGAAGCCGCCAGAGCUGUGUCAAUGCAGGGUGUAAAAAUGGGAACUGCAGCUGAUUUGGCCAUGUCGCCUGCACAUAGGAAGGUCAUCUUUGAUGUUUUCGCCGAUCUUCCAUUGCGACUACAACACACUCCUCUAGCACGUUUGCAUGUCUUGGAAGGAUCUUCGUUGUCCAUGAGCGAUGAUUCGGCUGGAGCGCUGAAGUCAUAUCAACAAGCUGCCAAGAUUGGGUACGCAGUGAGAGGAAGCGGAAUUUGGGAGUACUUUCUUGAUAUGUGGCGUAUCGUUGGCAGUGCAAUGGCAUGCAAUCAUCGGAAGCUGGCACUGGAGUCUCUUGUCGUGAUUUGGAACAGUGAUCAUUUUCAAAGCAUCCAAAAGGACGAGGCAAAGCGAUUCUUCAAGGACCUGACGCGCAAGUACUCCUUGCCGUGGUGGAAUGAUGAGUAUAAUAGCCGUCGCGAAAUGCAGCUUGAUCGUUUGGUCCGCGAGGUUUGGAGUUUGGAUAGCAAGAAGAGCCACAACAAAAAGAGUUCAAAAAAGCCAUGA